UUUAAAAGCGUUAGUCCAGAGAACACAUCACUUAAUCCCAGGAAUUCCGGAGGCAUCUCUCUGAACUGGCCAGAGCCGUUCUAGAAAGAGGGCACGCGGCCCUAGGGUUUUUCUCAUUGUGCUGCGCUCAGUCUCCACACGCCUUUCUCUUUCUCAAGACAAACAUAAAAAAAAUAAUAAUAACAAUAAAAGCCAGAAACUGCCAUGAAUUUCUGUUAGGUUCUUCUCUUCAUUAAUAUUUCCCCCUUAAUCUUGUGCUUUCUGCUCACUGCCAUUUUUAUGUGAAUGCGUGUUUGUUAAAUCGUGUGAUCUUGAUCGUCUGACGUCAUGUAUAUAACGACCUCAUCUUCGGCUUCUUCCUCUCUCUUAAGAGCAGCUGCCUCCUAUUCUCGUGCUCGCUUUUUUCCUUCUUCGUUUCGGAAUCUCAAUUCGACUCAGGCCUCUCCCUCUCUUAUCAAUCAUCACCGAUCUCUUACCUCCGCCGCCUUUCGUUCCUUCCACUGCUCUGUUCCACGGUGGAGCCAACGUCUCGAUUGGCGAUCUCCUCUUAGCCUCCGUGCUCAGAUCAGAGCUGUUAAUCCAGUCAUCGAACAGUUAGAGAGGAAGUUUACUACUAUGGCUGCUGAACAUCCUUUUAAGACGGUGUUGACAAGUCUUCCCAAGCCAGGUGGCGGCGAGUUUGGAAAGUUCUAUAGCUUGCCUGCCCUCAAUGAUCCAAGGAUUGAUAAGCUGCCGUACUCUAUCAGAAUCUUGCUUGAAUCUGCAAUUCGUAAUUGUGACAACUUCCAAGUGAAGAAGGAAGAUGUUGAGAAAAUUAUUGAUUGGCAAAAUACAUCACCAAAACAAGUUGAAAUCCCCUUCAAGCCUGCUCGUGUUCUUUUGCAGGAUUUUACUGGAGUGCCAGCAGUGGUUGACCUUGCUUGUAUGCGUGAUGCUAUGAACAAGCUUGGCAGUGACACAAGCAAGAUUAAUCCUUUGGUUCCAGUAGAUCUUGUCAUUGAUCAUUCAGUUCAAGUUGAUGUAACAAGAUCAGAAAAUGCAGUGCAAGCAAAUAUGGAGCUUGAGUUUCAAAGGAACAAGGAAAGAUUUUCUUUCCUUAAAUGGGGAUCUUCUGCCUUCCGUAAUAUGCUUGUUGUUCCUCCAGGUUCUGGUAUUGUGCAUCAGGUUAAUCUUGAAUAUCUUGGACGGGUUGUGUUCAACACCGAUGGCAUGCUCUACCCUGAUAGUGUGGUUGGAACUGAUUCUCAUACAACUAUGAUAGAUGGGCUAGGAGUAGCUGGCUGGGGAGUUGGAGGUAUUGAAGCUGAGGCAGCCAUGCUUGGUCAGCCUAUGAGCAUGGUUUUGCCUGGUGUUGUUGGAUUCAAGUUAUCUGGAAAAUUAAGAAAUGGUGUGACAGCUACGGACUUGGUUCUAACUGUGACACAAAUGUUGAGGAAGCAUGGUGUUGUUGGCAAAUUUGUUGAGUUUUAUGGGGACGGAAUGGGUGAACUAUCAUUGGCUGAUAGGGCUACUAUUGCUAAUAUGUCUCCUGAGUAUGGUGCAACCAUGGGAUUUUUCCCUGUAGAUCAUGUUACUUUGCAGUAUCUCAAAUUAACUGGAAGAAGUGAUGAAACUGUGGCAACGAUAGAAUCAUAUCUCCGUGCAAAUAAAAUGUUUGUUGACUAUAAUGAGCCCCAACAAGAAAGAGUGUACUCAUCAUAUCUGGAAUUAAACCUUGCUGAAGUUGAAUCCUGUAUUUCAGGACCGAAGAGACCUCAUGAUCGGGUUCCUUUGAAAGAAAUGAAGGCUGAUUGGAAUUCUUGUCUUAAUAAUAAAGUUGGCUUCAAGGGCUUUGCUGUGCCAAAAGAGAAACAGGACAAAGUGGCAAAAUUUUCAUUCCACGGGCAGCCAGCAGAGCUUAAGCAUGGCAGUGUGGUGAUUGCUGCAAUUACGAGCUGCACCAAUACAUCAAACCCCAGUGUCAUGCUUGGGGCAGGUCUUGUUGCCAAGAAGGCUUGUGAACUUGGUUUACAGGUCAAGCCUUGGAUAAAGACAAGUCUUGCACCAGGUUCAGGAGUUGUUACAAAAUAUUUACAGCAGAGUGGGCUGCAAGAAUAUUUGAAUAAGCAGGGUUUCCAUAUUGUUGGAUAUGGCUGUACAACAUGUAUUGGAAAUUCAGGGGAAUUGGAUGAAUCAGUUGCCUCUGCUAUUUCAGAAAAUGGUACCAUUGAAAUUUUUAACUGUAAAACUUUUGUUGGAUCCAUAGUUCGCAUGAUUCUAAUAUGCUACACAGACAUUAUAGCAGCAGCUGUGCUUUCUGGGAACCGGAAUUUUGAGGGUCGUGUUCACGCCUUAACAAGAGCCAACUACCUUGCUUCACCACCUUUAGUGGUUGCAUAUGCCCUUGCUGGCACGGUUGAUAUUGACUUUGAUAAGGAGCCAAUUGGAACUGGUAAGGAUGGUAAGAGUGUGUAUUUCAAGGAUAUCUGGCCAUCUACUGAAGAAAUUGCAGAGGCUGUUCAAUCCAGUGUCCUGCCCGAUAUGUUCAAAAGUACUUACGAGGCUAUUACAAAGGGCAAUCCCAUGUGGAAUCAGCUAUUAGUGCCUUCUUCCACCAUGUACUCAUGGGACCCCACCUCAACCUACAUUCAUGAGCCUCCAUACUUCAUGAACAUGACCAUGGAGCCUCCGGGAGCCCAUGGCGUGAAGGAUGCAUACUGCUUACUGAACUUUGGUGACAGUAUAACAACAGAUCACAUUUCUCCGGCAGGAAGCAUCCAUAAGGACAGUCCUGCUGCAAAAUAUCUACUUGACCGUGGGGUGGAGCUCAAGGACUUCAAUUCUUAUGGAAGUCGCCGUGGUAAUGAUGAAGUGAUGGCUCGGGGAACUUUUGCUAACAUUCGCCUUGUGAACAAGUUGUUGAAUUGGGAGGUCGGCCCGAAGACAAUACACGUCCCCACAGGAGAGAAACUCUAUGUAUUUGAUGCAGCUAUGAGGUAUAAGGAUGCAGGACAUGACACCAUUGUUUUGGCUGGAGCUGAGUAUGGGAGUGGUAGCUCCCGAGAUUGGGCUGCGAAAGGUCCAAUGCUAUUGGGAGUAAAAGCAGUAAUUGCCAAAAGUUUUGAGAGAAUCCAUCGCAGUAAUUUGGUAGGAAUGGGCAUCAUUCCACUUUGCUUCAACUCUGGUGAGGACGCAGACACACUAGGUUUAACCGGUCAUGAGCGUUAUACCAUAGAUCUCCCAAGCAAAAUAACUAAUAUAAGACCUGGUCAAGAUGUGACUGUCACGACCGACAAUGGGAAGUCUUUCACCUGCACUGUCCGCUUUGACACUGAGGUUGAAUUAGCCUACUUCAAUAAUGGCGGUAUACUUCCGUACGUCAUAAGAAACUUGAUUAAGCAGUAAAUGCAUUGGAUGGGAGCCUCAUGCCAGUCCAAGAUUUCUGUCUAUUGUAAAAUGUCAGAUGCAAAUAAAGCUAUCAAUAACUGAAAUUUUCCCAUUAAUGGGACUUGUAGUUUUUCCUGCAAUUUACUUUUGCCGACAGGCCUUGUCUGUUGGUGAACCAAAAUUAUUUCGAGAAAUGAAGUAAUUUUUUCAUCGGCC
Messenger RNA from Durio zibethinus, 3582 nucleotides. The record is from RefSeq and is a predicted model, not a curated record. NCBI's taxonomy places the organism in Eukaryota, Viridiplantae, Streptophyta, Magnoliopsida, Malvales, Malvaceae.